Morus notabilis is the source of this 1511-nucleotide messenger RNA. RefSeq names its product CDP-diacylglycerol--glycerol-3-phosphate 3-phosphatidyltransferase 2. Gene Ontology annotation, cellular component: chloroplast envelope; membrane. The coding region runs from base 135 to 1232 and encodes 365 amino acids. Gene Ontology annotation, biological process: glycerophospholipid biosynthetic process. The record is from RefSeq and is a predicted model, not a curated record. NCBI's taxonomy places the organism in Eukaryota, Viridiplantae, Streptophyta, Magnoliopsida, Rosales, Moraceae. The transcript has 8 exons. Gene Ontology annotation, molecular function: CDP-diacylglycerol-glycerol-3-phosphate 3-phosphatidyltransferase activity.
UCUACUAAAAACUACCCACCGAACUGAUCAAAAUUCGAGUUUCUCCCCCAACAAAAUUCAGUUGAGGAGGUCAUCUAUCUUCCACAACAACCAAAAAAAAAAAAAAAUCGCAGAAAUUGGAGAACAAAGUAGGAAUGUCAGGCGUGGUGGUGAAGCUGGGCAUGGCGGUUCCAAAACCAAACCACGCCCAAAAGUUGGUAUGGGUCCGCAGUAGUGGCAGUACUACUCCUCUUUCUCUUUCUCUCUCCUUAAAUAAAACCCACCAAGCUAGGAGAGAGAACAACCACAACAACAACAGACUUAUACUACUAAGCGUAUCACCAACGUCCACCGCUAUUUAUAGAGACGGAUUUCGAAGAAUUGGAUGGCGGAGGUGUAUACCCCAUCCCUGCGCACCCCCGGCGCACGAUAAGAAGAAUCCCUCCCACCCGCCGCCCAAAAAUCCCCCUCUAGGGUUCUCUUCUUUUUCUUCCUCCGAAAAUCGCGGAGCUUUGUCGGCAUCUUCUUCUUCGUCGUCUUCUUCGUUGUCGGAAGCCGAAUCCGGUGGUCUUGUUGUCGAUAUGGGUUCGGAAAACAAGCACCAGGAUUUCAACGGGAAAGAAGUGAAUCAAGACCUCAAACAAUCGGCUUCCUCCUCCAAAUUCCUCACCCUGCCCACCGUUCUCACUCUCGGCCGCGUCGCCGCCGUUCCGCUUCUGAUUGGCACUUUCUACGUGGAUAGUUGGUGGGGACCAACUGCUACAACAAGUAUUUUCAUCGCCGCAGCAAUUACCGAUUGGCUUGAUGGGUAUAUUGCUAGGAAGAUGAGGUUAGGAUCUGCAUUUGGGGCUUUUUUAGAUCCAGUAGCUGAUAAGCUCAUGGUCGCGGGAACGUUGAUCUUAUUGUGCACAAGACCUUUUGACGUUCCCGGAUUUGGGCAGGUGCCAUGGCUACUGACUGUGCCUGUUAUUGCUAUUAUUGGCAGAGAGAUAACAAUGUCUGCCGUUAGAGAAUGGGCAGCUUCUCAGAAUACCAAGCUUUUAGAGGCUGUUGCUGUAAAUAACUUGGGAAAGUGGAAAACAGCCACGCAGAUGACUGCAUUAACCAUCCUUUUAGCAACUCGAGACAGCAGCCUAGGAGCACCGGGAUUUCUUGUAGCUUCUGGUGUUGUUUUGCUUUAUGUUUCAGCUGGACUCGCCUUUUGGUCUUUGGUUGUGUAUAUGAGCAAGAUUUGGCGAGUACUAAUGAGGUAGUACCCCAACAGAGCCUGCUGUUCUGAAAUUCACCGACACAGGAAAAAAUAGCUUUAUAAGGGGGGGAAAAAAAACUGCAUUUAAAGAGAGGCAAGCAUGAAUGGCGCAUCGUUUCUAUACAGUAUACACGAAUGGCACGUCGUUUCGGGGCUAAAAUGGCGAGUUACAUUUGUUUUUGUUUUUUUGUUGUGUUUUUUCCCGUGGGAGAGUUACAUUUGGGUUUGAUAUGUCGUUUUUAAUGAACGGGUAUUAUAGAAAAAAAACGUUUAAAUCUUCAAA